Sphaerodactylus townsendi is the source of this 1447-nucleotide messenger RNA. Its product is annotated as cytoplasmic polyadenylation element-binding protein 2-like. Bases 131 to 1447 code for a protein of 438 amino acids. Lineage: Eukaryota; Metazoa; Chordata; Lepidosauria; Squamata; Sphaerodactylidae. The record is from RefSeq and is a predicted model, not a curated record. The transcript has 3 exons.
GGGAGGGAGGGAGGGAGGUGGGAAGGAGGGAGGUGGGCCGGCGGCGGCGCCCGAUGCCGUCUCCUCCUGCCGCCGCCGCCGCUGCUCGUGGUGGGCCGGCCGGGCGCUGCCGCUGAGUCCCUCCUGGGCCAUGGAGUCUCCCCCCAACGGCCUGCUGGGCUCGGGCUUCGGCGGCCUGCAGGGCCCCGAGCUGGCCGCGCCGCAGCACCGCCCGGCCCCGGCCGCCGCCUCGCCCCCGCCGCCCGGCUUCGGCGCGCCCUGGUCGGCGUCCCCCCCGCCUCAGCAGGCGCCCCCGCCGCCCGCCCCGCCGCCGCCGCCGCCCCCGCCGCAGGCCCCCGCCAUGGCCCCGCCGCCCAGCCCGGAGGCCUCCGACAGCGGCGGCUUCUACGGCGGGAUGGGGUCGUCGCUGGCGCCGGCCUCCUUCUUCCAGGGCUUCUCCUCCUCCGGCGGCGGCGGCGGCGGCGGCGUCUCCCCGCACGGGCCCUUCGGAGGACCCUUCUCGGCCGCGCCCCCGCCGCAGAUCUCUCUGCCUCAGCAGCCGCCGCCUCAGCAGCCGCCGCCGCCGCCUCAGACGCGGCGCUCCCCGGUCAGCCCGCAGCUCCAGCCGCAGCAGCAUCAACCCCCCGCCGCCGCCGCCGCCUUCCUCCAGCAGAGGAACUCCUACAACCACCACCAGCCUCUUCUGAAGCCGUCACCUUGGAGUAACCACCAGAGCAGUGGAUGGAGCACAGGAAACAUGUCCUGGGGAAGUGUGCAUGGUAGAGACCACCGCAGAACUGGAAACACAGGAAUUCCAGGAACUAUAAGCCAGAUCUCUCCCUUAAAGAAGCCGUUUUCUGGAAACGUCAUAGCUCCGCCUAAAUUUACACGUUCAGCUCCAUCAUUGACACCGAAAUCGUGGAUUGAAGAUAACGUUUUCCGAGCAGACAGCAACAGUAACACACUCUUACCCCUACAGGUAAGAAUGAAGGCCAAGGCAGGCUGGGAGACGGGCCCCUCCACAGAGUGUCUGAGCCCCAGCCCUUCUUUGCUCCGCAGGGGAUUUCUGAUAAGGAGAGGAGAGGAGAAUAACAGCAAGCUAGUUCCAAUGAGAAGCAGCAGCCGCACCGCAUGGGCUGGUUUAACGGCACCUCAUUUGGGCAGCAGCCUCUUUCGUGAGGGGAGACCUUCCUGGGCUAGAGGCCACCGGGCCCAUGACGACCUGGCAGAGCUGGUGACAGCACUCAGUGGGCGCUUCUACGGGCGCCUCAUUGCUGUCUCUCAGAGCCGCCUCCAGCGGCAUGCCUCCUUCCCGCGCGGGUCACAUGAUUACUGCCACGUUCCGGGACGGGGUGACGUGAGGGAUGAGGAAGGGGAGUUGGAAAGGGGAGUUCACGCACGUGCAGUGGAAGGGGGAGAAAAACCAGUUUUACCUGGCACAGGUGUGUUACCUGAGCUGUUGGAGUAG